This is a messenger RNA of Malurus melanocephalus (red-backed fairy wren), 537 nucleotides long. Its product is annotated as ubiquinol-cytochrome-c reductase complex assembly factor 5. Bases 108 to 326 code for a protein of 72 amino acids. NCBI's taxonomy places the organism in Eukaryota, Metazoa, Chordata, Aves, Passeriformes, Maluridae. The record is from RefSeq and is a predicted model, not a curated record. The transcript has 3 exons.
CACCGAGGCGCUACGAGAGAGGGUCACGUGGGUUCCCCGCGCGUCUUUCCGUCCGGCUGCGUGCGGAGCCCCGCGCGGGAGGGCAAAAGCCCCGGUGGUGCCCGACCAUGCUGGUCAGCGAGAGGGUGAAGAACCUCUUGAAGCUGGUGCCCGGGCAGCGGCGCUUCGGCUUUUACAGGUUCCUGCCCUUCUUCUUYGUGCUCGGCGGAGCCAUGGAGUGGUUUAUGAUCAACGUCCGCUUCGGCAAAGAGACCUUCUAUGAUGUUUACCGUAGGAAACAAUCUGAGAGACAGUAUGAGGCAAGGAUGGAGAAAGGGGAGUUUUAGCUGAAACAUUUCACGGGGGAGCUCCUGAGUGCUACAACUGUACAAGUGCCAAAGCAGCAGCACUGCCCCGUUGAUGGUGGGGGAAGAUGUUUGUUCUGCAAGUUGAACUGUGAUCCACACCUUUGUGUAAUACACUCAGAUGGUGUGGGCUGUUUUGUUCUUCCAKAUCUGUAAUACUUUGUAUUUAAAUAAAGUGAAAAAUUUCAUUGUG